UCUUCCUUCCUUCUUUCAGCCAUUAAUCCUUUUCCUCAUCCACAAUCCCACGUGCUUUCUUCUUCAUACCUGCACCGCCUAACCACCUGUGCUCCUUUUUUGUUUUUACUGCCUUUGUUGUCAUAUUCGUAUGCUGAUUCUCUGUCUUCUUCGUCCCUUCUUCUUUCGCUUCUUUCUGGCUUUUUCCUUCACCGAGAACAAAACAUUGUAAUGUUCUCUGAUUACUGACUUUUUCAUCCAUGGCUCCUGUUGUUGAUACUCCAUUGGGCAUUCUCAAUGCUGCAUUCUUCAUCGCUAUAUUGAUAUGGAUUUUGGUUGAUAGUUUGAGGGAAAGUAGGCGUAGCGAUGUUGUAUAUUUGAAACACGUACCGAAACGAUUCGUUGUUUUCUCCACAAUCACGCCUGUGUUUCAUGUUAUUCUUUCGGUUUUGAACUUCGCUUUUGCCUUUCAUGAAUAUUGGAGGGAGAAAAUCGUGUCAUAUUACUCUGUUUCGUUGGCUCUCACUUGGAUUUUAGCGACCUUGGGUUCGGUGUACUCCAUGAAGAGCAUACGCCGAGAAAACAAAACGUGGCCUCUCGUUUUGAUUCUCUGGUGGUUCUUCGCCACUGUGUUGGAUUUAAUCUUCGUUUCUGUGAAACUCUUCAAGAAUUUCAAAUCCUUGGAUUUGUCUUUCUUUUUGUUAGAGGAAAACGUGGUGGAUUUCGUUUCCUUUCCUCUUUUGUUACUUCUCUGGUUCAAUGCUCUGCCUUCUGUAUGGACGAGGAAACGCAGUGAAUCUGAACAAGUGUUGCUUCAAAAGAAGGACGGCGGCGAAGAAGAAGAACAAGAAGAUGAGGAAGCAUUUAUAAAUGCUGGAAUAUGGAGCAAGCUCACGUUUCAAUGGCUGAAUCCUAUUUUCAGGAGAGGUCAGAUUCAGAAACUUGACCUUCCUCAUAUCCCUUCAGUACCUCAAUCUGAAACUGCAGAAUAUGCUUCUUCCAUGCUCGAAGAUUCACUCCGAAAACGAAAACUCGAAAACGGCUCACUGACGAAAGCUAUUGCUCAUUCUAUCUGGAAAUCCUUGACCUUGAACGCAGUUUUCGCAGGUGUUAACACAGUGGCCUCUUACAUGGGUCCCUUGUUGAUCACAAAUUUCGUGAAUUUCUUAUCGGGAAAUUAUAAUGAUUCAAGCAUCCACUACGGGCUAAUUCUUGCGUUCAUUUUCUUCCUGGCAAAGACUCUGGAAUCAUUAACUCAAAGACAAUGGUACUUUGGGGCUCAGCGAAUAGGAAUUCAAGUCCGUGCAGCUCUCACGGGUCUGAUAUACAACAAAUCACUAUCGAUCAAGUGUGGUGGACCAACACAUAGUAAAAUCAUAAACUUAAUCAGUGUGGAUGUUGAAAGGAUUGGAGAUUUCUGCUGGUUCAUUCAUGGAGUAUGGUUGCUUCCAGUUCAGGUUGUGUUGGCCUUGGUUAUCUUGUACAGGAAUUUAGGAUUCACACCCUCCGUUGCUGCAUUUGCUGUCACUGUUUUGGUCAUGGUGUGCAAUACUCCCAUGGCUAAUAUGCAGGAAAAUCUUCACUCCAAGAUUAUGGAAGCCAAAGAUUCGAGGAUUAAAGCGACUUCAGAGAUACUAAAGAACGUGAGAAUUUUGAAAUUGCAUUCAUGGGAGUCCACAUUUCUGAAGAGGCUCCAUCAGCUUAGGGAAAUUGAGAAGAACUGGCUUAAGAAAUAUCUGUAUACUUGCUCAGCAGUGACGUUUCUGUUUUGGACAUCACCAACUCUUGUUUCUGUGGUCACUUUUGGUGUCUGUAUAAUGGUGAAAACAGAAUUAACAGCAGCCACUGUACUCUCAGCUCUAGCAACUUUUCGUAUCUUACAAGAACCAAUCUACAACUUACCUGAGCUUGUCUCCAUGAUAGCUCAAACGAAAGUGUCACUUGAUCGAAUCCAAGAAUUCAUUAAAGAAGAGGAUAAAAUGCAAUUCAUGACUAAGCCUACAUUGAAACCUUCUGAUAUUGCCAUUGAAAUUAAAACAGGCGAAUACUCAUGGGAAGCUGAUGAUCAAUACUACAAGAAACCGACUAUUCAAAUUACAGAGAAGUUGAAAAUAGAGAAAGGUCAAAAGGUAGCAAUAUGUGGGUCGGUGGGGUCUGGCAAAUCAAGCCUGCUAUGCUGUAUGCUUGGUGAGAUUCCGAGGAUUUCAGGCCCAGGAAUUGAAGUAUAUGGAAGUAGAAGUUAUGUUCCCCAAAGUCCCUGGAUUCAAUCGGGGACUGUGAGAGAAAAUAUACUGUUUGGCAGGAAAAUGAACAAGGACUUGUACGAGAAUGUCCUGGAAUGCUGUGCAUUGCACCAGGAUAUCAAUCACUGGGAAGAUGGAGAUUUGACCAUGGUAGGGGAGAGGGGCAUCAACUUAAGUGGAGGCCAAAAACAGAGAAUUCAACUGGCAAGGGCUGUUUACAAUGAUUCUGAUAUUUAUUUCCUGGAUGACCCUUUCAGUGCCGUUGAUGCUCAUACUGGAACGCAUUUGUUUAAGAAAUGUCUCCUGAAACUCCUAUCUGAGAAAACAGUUGUUUACGCUACCCAUCAGCUGGAAUUUUUGGAAGCUGCUGAUCUUGUCUUGGUAAUGAAAGAUGGGAAAAUAGCUGGGUCCGCAAAGUAUGAAGACCUGAUAGCAUGCCACACUUGCGAACUUGUUGACCAAAUGGCUGCUCAUAAGGAAACAAUCAAACAAAUUAGACCGUGCUGCGAGUAUAAAUCCUUAUCCAAGAACUGUACACCAUGCCAAAUACAGCAAAUUAAAGUAGCCGAAACAAACCUUGAAGAAAACAGGACACAGUUGGAGAGAACCAAAGAAGAGAAAGCAGAGACGGGUCGAGUUGAUUGGAGUGUUUACUCAACCUUCGUCACGUUUGCUUAUAAAGGCGCAUUUGUUCCUAUUAUUCUCUUAUGCCAAAUUCUCUUUCAAGGAAUGCAAAUUGGAAGCAAUUAUUGGAUUGCUUGGGCGGCAGCACAAAGAGGCAGUGUUAGUAAAGAAAUGCUUAUAGGGACCUUUGUUUUGCUAUCUGGUGGCAGUUCCAUCUUCAUACUAGGAAGGGCUAUUUUCAUGGCAAAAAUUGCUGUAGAGACAGCUCAACGUCUUUACCAACAAAUGAUUACAUCGGUUUUCAGAGCUCCCGUUUCUUUUUUCGAUACCACCCCGUCAAGCAGAAUCUUGAAUAGGUGUUCCACAGAUCAAAGUACAGUGGACACAGAUAUACCGUACCGAUUAGCAGGACUAGUAUUUGCACUUAUCCAGUUGUUGAGUAUCAUCGUCCUGAUGUCCCAGGUUGCUUGGCAAGUCAUUCUUUUCUUUCUUGUCGUGCUUGCGAUCUCCAUCUGGUAUCAGGCUUAUUACAUUACUACUGCCAGAGAAUUGGCCAGGAUGGUAGGAAUAAGGAAGGCUCCAAUCUUGCAUCACUUCUCAGAAUCAAUUGCUGGGGUGGCCACAAUCCGUUGUUUCAAUCAACAGAAAAGAUUUUAUGGGAAAGUUAUGGCUCUAAUUGAUGAUUAUUCUCGUGUGGCAUUUCAUAAUUAUGCCACCAUGGAAUGGUUAUCUAUUAGAAUAAACUUUCUCUUUAAUCUGGUCUUCUUCUUCGUUCUCAUCAUCUUGGUUACACUGCCAAGGUCUGCCAUUGAUCCCAGCUUGGCAGGUCUGGUAGCUACUUAUGGUUUGAACUUGAGUGUUCUUCAGGCUUGGGUGAUAUGGAACCUCUGCAAUGUGGAAAACAAAAUGAUAUCAGUGGAGAGAAUACUACAAUUCACUAAGAUACCAAGUGAAGCUCCAUUGAUAAUUCAAGAUUGUAGACCCCAAAUAGAGUGGCCUACGGAGGGAAAAAUUGAACUUCACAAUCUCCAUAUUCAGUAUGAUCCUGCAGCUCCUAUGGUUCUCAAAGGUGUCACUUGCACCUUUCCAGGACACAAGAAGAUUGGAGUUGUAGGGAGGACAGGAAGUGGAAAAUCCACCUUAGUGCAAGCUCUCUUCCGUGUGGUGGAACCUUCAGUAGGGUGGAUACUUAUUGAUAGUGUGGAUAUUUGCAAGAUUGGGCUAAAGGAUUUGAGAUCCAGGCUUGGCAUAAUUCCUCAGGAUCCUACCUUGUUUCAAGGUACUGUAAGGAACAACUUGGAUCCUCUAGAGCAACACUCAGAUCAAGAACUUUGGGAGGUUCUCCGUAAGUGCCAUCUUGCUGAUAUAGUUAGGAAGGACCCAAGGCUUCUUGAUGCAUCAGUGGCUGAAAAUGGAGAGAAUUGGAGUGUUGGACAAAGGCAACUUGUUUGUCUUGCCAGGCUGCUAUUGAAGAAAAGAAGAAUUUUGGUUCUUGAUGAAGCUACUGCAUCGAUUGACACGGCGACUGAUAAUUUAAUUCAAAAGACUAUCAGAGAAGAGACAAGUGAAUGCACGGUCAUUACAGUAGCACAUAGGAUUCCUACAGUUAUUGAUAAUGACCUCGUAUUGGUUCUCGAUGAAGGGAGGAUUGCAGAGUUUGAUCACCCAGCUAAGCUGCUAGAGAACAAUUCAUCAUCAUUCUCAAAGCUAGUAUCAGAAUUUUUGAGGAGAUCAACUCAGAAUGAUUGCCAAAAUGACACUAUGUGAAGACACUAAC
Molecule: messenger RNA, 4623 nt
Organism: Neltuma alba
Lineage: Eukaryota; Viridiplantae; Streptophyta; Magnoliopsida; Fabales; Fabaceae
Product: putative ABC transporter C family member 15
Exons: 10
Coding region: 240-4613 (1457 amino acids)
Biological process (GO): transmembrane transport
Cellular component (GO): membrane
Molecular function (GO): ABC-type transporter activity; ATP binding; ATP hydrolysis activity
Source: RefSeq, a predicted model, not a curated record